AUGACCGCCCAAUUAGUGGCAUCCGAGCUUGCCAACCUUAUCCAGGAAAGCAAGCGCAAAAACAAUGACUUGCGCCAGGCCGCUGAAAAGUCUCUGGAGGAGCUCAAAAGUCUAAAAGUGACAUCGGAAGCCCAAAUAUCUGCCGAACUCUCUCAACGCUCAAACUUUGUCAACCCCUUUAUCAUCGCCUGCGGUACCAAAAAUGUCAAGUUCACGGGCAUUGCCAUCGUUUGUCUCCAGCGCCUCAUUGCAUCACGCGCCUUGCCCAGGUUUAAACUGAGCCAAGUCCUUGAGGCAUUGCAACAGGCCACGUCAGCUGGAUUAGAUGUCCAACUCAAGAUCCUCCAAGCUCUUCCAUCUUUACUCUCCAACUACGCCGCCGAGGUCAAGGGCGAGCUUUUGGUCACCGCCCUCAAUAUCUGCUUCAUUUUGCAGUCUAGUAAAAAUGCCAUUGUCAACAAUGCCUCGGCGGCAACCCUCCAGCAGCUGGUAGUGUCAGUCUUUGACAAGGUGGUAGCUGAAGAUGGGGCUGGUGGCGAGGUUGAACACGUUGGGGAGGCUCCUACACAAGACGGGCCGGUACCAGUCCAGGCUGCGGCCAUGGAUGCAUACAGGGUCUUCAACGAUAUCUGCCUUCUGACAGAGAAUCAACGUCCUGAGUAUCUCCGAUUCUCCGGCAUGCCUCAGACGUUCGGUCUUGAGCUCAUAGAAUCAGUCUUGACCAACCAUGCUGCCAUCUUCACUACUCACCCAGAGCAGGCCGACAUUUUGCGCACUCGGGUUAUGCCCUUCAUCAUUAGUGCUCUUCGAGGUAAACCGAACUUUGCAACCAGUGUCCGUCUCGUCCGCAUUUUGUUCACUUUACUCCGGCGUCAUCUCACCGUUCUCCCUUCGGAGAGCGGAGAUGCCCUCGACAUCCUUACCCAGCUGUUGGAUCAGGACACUGCAUUGUGGAAGAGGUCUCUUUGUAUGGAGGUUUUCAGAGGCAUCUUCGCCGACCAUACUCUGCUUCGGCGCAUUUUCAUGCUUUACGAUGCCAAAGAGGGCGAGAAGAACAUUCUCAAAAACCUGACAGCCACCUUUGUGCGCGUCAGCACCGAGAGGCCUGCUGUGAUUGGUCUCGGGCUCCAGUCAACAUUACCAGUCGCUAACCCAUAUGCGAACGCUGUGGCUUCUACAGACCAGGCCAUGUUGGAGGCUAGUGGUGUUACAGGCAUCAUAUCCGGUUCAGUCAGCUCAGAUGGCCAUAACACGGGCAUCAGCACUCACUGGAGCACCAUGCGUUCUCCCUGCAUAGACCAGCUUGAUAAGACGGACCCCCCAAGCAUUCCAGAGUCAUAUGUGUAUAGCCUCACCUUGGCCUGCAUCACUUCCUUGUCAGAAGGUCUGGCAAAGUUCAUAUUGCCCCUUACCGUGCCUAGUGAGGGACGAAGGAAAAAGAGUGCCAAGCCAGAGGGCGGGCGAGACUCGCCUGCUCUAACUGCCGAUGAGAGACCCAGUACACCCAGUGAAAGCUUGAAAAAUCGGGAGCGAUCAACCUCUUUCAAGCGGAACCCGCUUCCAGUCAAUCCGUUGACGCUGGAGACUCACCCUUUGUAUCCAGAGAUCAAAGUCUGCGCCGCUUUCAUCGACGAAUGUUGGCCGGCAAUUCUUGCCACAUGUUCAACCUUCCUAUACUCUGCACUGGACUCAGAGUACUACCAUGGCCUGGUCAGGGCGUUUCAAAAAUUCGCCCAUGUGGCCGGAUUGCUCCAGCUGACUACUCCGCGCGAUGCCUUUCUGACCACGCUUGGUAAAGCGGCUGUACCGCCAAACGUCCUCACAGCUUGCCUCAAUUCUACUUCCUCCAGAAGGGACACUCCAGCAUCAGCAACUUCGGAGACGAGUAGCGGUCUGUUCAGCAACGCACGCGGCUUGCUUACCACUGAAAGUGCCUCGGCCCAGGCAGCUGAAAAACAAAAGGCAGCAUUCAAUAGACACUUCGUCUUGUUUACCUCGGGCAAAGCCGCAGGAAGAACACCGCUGGCGGCUAAGGGGCCGGAUCAACAAGCCGAACAGGAAGCCAUCGUACUUCUGUCGAACUUCAACACCGAGAUUCGAGCAGUAGAGACUGCUGCUUCCCGGCUUUUUGAGAGUACGGUUGACUUUCCCAAUCCUGCUUUCGUGGAAAUUGUAGAGGCAGUAUGCGCUCUUCUCGUCAAGCAUGUCGAUAGUCUUUCUGAGCCCACGGGGCAAGCGCAACCGACACCUCCCCCGGGUCCCCUUCGUACCCCCACUUUUACGCACAAGAGGGUCCUCAGUAUCACAACUUCUCCAGGGGCAGGUGCGAACCAAGAAGACCAGUUCGCUCUUGCCAAACUGGGAGAUCUCGCUUCCAUCAACAUGGAGCGAUUGCUCUCAUAUUCUCCAGAAGCAUCGGGCUGGACGCCGUUGAUUACCGAGCUGAUCAACACACUUAGUUCAUCCACUAAUACUUCACCAGUCAGAGCCCGCGCCGCUGAAACGCUUGUGCGUAUUCUCCUGGAGGCUGCUGGAUCUGUCGCAACUCAGCAAGAAGACAUUCGUGGCUCCAUUCAGAUUCGUAUUCUCGAAGCAUUCCACAACUCGCUAUCAUCCCUUCAGACCGAUGGUCGGGAGGUGUCCCUUAGCAACCACGCCACCGACAUGGACAUCCACCGAAUUGUACUCGAAGGCCUCAAAGGCUUGCUAGAGAACUGCGGCGAGAGUCUUGUUCAAGGAUGGGACACCAUCUUCGCCAUAAUCGAUACAAUCUUUGUCAAAGAAGACCUACUCCAAGAUGCCCCAUCUACCACAGCACCCCGACUCGUGACGCGCUCAGUCAAACUAAUCAGGCCCUCCUUUGCUUCUCUGCAGCUAAUAUGCUCAGACUUCUUACCCUCGCUACCCAACCUUUGCUUUCUCAAUCUUGUUGACACCUUAUACAAGUUUUGCACUCAAGAUGAUGACCUCAAUGUCGCAUUGACUACCGUCACAUUCUUCUGGGCCAUCUCGGACUUUCUUUCUGGCAAGAGCAAGGUCAUGUCUCUUACGCAGGACAUGGUCACUGACUCCGGUGAUGAAGCGCUCCUCAAAUUGGCUUCUGAUCCCUCCCAUCAAGACUCUGGCGGGGCGUUGUGGAUGCUUCUUCUAUUGAGACUCACCUCAGUUGCUACAGACCAGAGACUAGAGCUGAGAAACAGUGCUGUGCAAACUCUACUCCGGAUCAUUUCUGCAUAUGGAGAUAGUCUGAGCCCCGAGGCCUGGCUGAUCUGCAUCAGAUCUGUGAUCCUGAGGCUUCUUGCGUCGAUAGAGGACGAGCUUCGGGCAGUUCAUAAGUCUCCAGCUAAAGCGAACGACAGAGAGGGCUGGACCGAUACAGCCAACGUCGUUAUCCGGGGCGUUUCUGGCUUGUUUGCCUCAUACCUCCAAGUACUUCUAGGUCAUGAGGAUUUCGCUAUUACCUGGCAGCAGCUUCUAAGGCAUUUUGCGAAUAUGCUGGAUGUCCAGAUACUCGACAUCAACGCCUCAGUUUACAGUGCCGUCCGCGAAAUCCUCAGGAGCUGUGCUGAACACGUUAAGCCGCGACUUGAGAAGGCCAGUUUGGACUUGACAUGGGAUCUCUGGUCCAGAGGCAUUCCAGUUCCUGAAGAUGGAAAGGACGAUAAAUCAUCGGAUAACCAAAAGUGCCUGUUGGUCUGGGUUGAAGCAUUGCUGGAACUCUACGGCCUCAUCAAAGAUGAUUUUGGCGUGGAGAGGAUCCGACGGAUGCUCACCCUGCUCAGGGACGCCAUGCAACACGCCACCCCUGGAGCAUACGCCAGCGACACCGAGUAUGUCACGCCGUUGCAAGGUCGUAUCCUUCAGGUGUUCUGCACAGUUCAAACAGACGUACCAGGAGUUCCAUCCGCCAUGAUCACCCAGAUUGCCGAGUUCGUCUCCCUGGCAUUUGCCCAGGAGAACCCCGACAAACCGGCAUCAGAAAAGCGCACAUAUGUCGCCAUGUCCAAAGAGAGCAUGUCCAUCUUGCAGUCCCUGGUCAUCAAGCACGCCGCUGAGACCGACAUCUACGAAACCGGAGCGUUUGCCACGGCCCUCGCUGCUCUGGCCAAACCCAUCAUCCUCAAGUACAAAUUCAGGAUCGUCACCAAAUCAUCGCAGCCAUGGAGGGAGGCGACCAAGACAGUCCUCGCUGUGCUCGAGGCAACACUCCCGCACAUCCGCGCGAUAGAUAAGGCUCGAUCGACCGUCCAGGAGAUAUGGCAGAUCAUCGUAUCCAUUGCCAACGGGAUCAUCAGCGCCGACUGUUCCAUUGCGCCCACCGGCAUGGACAUCAUGGACGACCAGAAGUUCGACAUCUCUUCAUUCCACAAGCUGAGAGAGCUCAUUAUCCCGGCCCUCGGCGCUGAGGUUAUUCUUGAUAAGACAAGGAAAGCCUACGCCGAGGGUCUUUUCCGGACAUCCAUCAUCCACGCGCCCGCACCUGCCGAAGCUCUGAUCAUCUACGGCUCCGAGGACCAUGAUCACGAUCACGACAACGCCAACAGUACUGCCAACGGAAACGGAAAUGACACGGUAGUAGACCUCGACCUCCUCUACAAACAACGGCGCGGCCGCACCAUCGACCCCCCGCCUACUCAGCGCAGCGCCAUGGCAGAAGUUUGUCUCGACGAACUCUUUGCUCUGGUCGCCAUCCAAGAGGAAGAAGAGGAGGAAGAAAACACCAACACCAACACCCCCAAACCAGAUUCCGCAUCAGCAGACUCUCAAUCUCAAUCUCAAGACAAUACCACCAUAACUAAACCCGAAUCAACCCACCCCCUCCACGUGCACCUAGCCCUAACCGCCGCGCCCUACUUAAUCCUCCGCUGCGCCUUGUCAAUCAGGUCUUACGUCGCGGAUCAACCUCUCCGGGGCCGCAUGCUGCAGCCUCUUUCUCAGCGGAAAGAACUGUACCGGAUUUUGAGAGGAUUAGUAGAUUUAAGGUCGGAGCCAGACGCGAUCCCGGAUACGCCGAAUGUGGAUAGCGAGACCAAGAAGCAUCUGUUGAGACUUUAUCCGUUGCUGGUGAGCAUGGUUAAGGUUGCGGGGACGUGUGGGGAUGAUAGGGUGCUGAAAAUGGUGGGGGAGGCGUUGGAUGUUGUUGGCAGGGAGUUGGGGUGUAAGUGA
Sordaria macrospora k-hell is the source of this 5166-nucleotide messenger RNA. NCBI's taxonomy places the organism in Eukaryota, Fungi, Ascomycota, Sordariomycetes, Sordariales, Sordariaceae. The record is from RefSeq and is a predicted model, not a curated record.